Schistocerca serialis cubense is the source of this 1020-nucleotide messenger RNA. RefSeq lists its product as uncharacterized. The coding region runs from base 1 to 1020 and encodes 339 amino acids. The transcript has a single exon. The record is from RefSeq and is a predicted model, not a curated record. NCBI's taxonomy places the organism in Eukaryota, Metazoa, Arthropoda, Insecta, Orthoptera, Acrididae.
AUGGCUAAAAAGACAGUGCCCCAGUGCCCCAGUGCCCCAGUGCCCCAGUGCCCCAGUGCCCCAGUGCCCCAGUGCCCCAGUGCCCCAGUGCCCCAGUGCCCCAGUGCCCCAGUGCCCCAGUGCCCCAGUGCCCCAGUGCCCCAGUGCCCCAGUGCCCCAGUGCCCCAGUGCCCCAGUGCCCCAGUGCCCCAGUGCCCCAGUGCCCCAGUGCCCCAGUGCCCCAGUGCCCCAGUGCCCCAGUGCCCCAGUGCCCCAGUGCCCCAGUGCCCCAGUGCCCCAGUGCCCCAGUGCCCCAGUGCCCCAGUGCCCCAGUGCCCCAGUGCCCCAGUGCCCCAGUGCCCCAGUGCCCCAGUGCCCCAGUGCCCCAGUGCCCCAGUGCCCCAGUGCCCCAGUGCCCCAGUGCCCCAGUGCCCCAGUGCCCCAGUGCCCCAGUGCCCCAGUGCCCCAGUGCCCCAGUGCCCCAGUGCCCCAGUGCCCCAGUGCCCCAGUGCCCCAGUGCCCCAGUGCCCCAGUGCCCCAGUGCCCCAGUGCCCCAGUGCCCCAGUGCCCCAGUGCCCCAGUGCCCCAGUGCCCCAGUGCCCCAGUGCCCCAGUGCCCCAGUGCCCCAGUGCCCCAGUGCCCAGUGCCCAGUGCCCAGUGCCCAGUGCCCAGUGCCCAGUGCCCAGUGCCCAGUGCCCAGUGCCCAGUGCCCAGUGCCCAGUGCCCAGUGCCCAGUGCCCAGUGCCCAGUGCCCAGUGCCCAGUGCCCAGUGCCCAGUGCCCAGUGCCCAGUGCCCAGUGCCCAGUGCCCAGUGCCCAGUGCCCAGUGCCCAGUGCCCAGUGCCCAGUGCCCAGUGCCCAGUGCCCAGUGCCCAGUGCCCAGUGCCCAGUGCCCAGUGCCCAGUGCCCAGUGCCCAGUGCCCAGUGCCCAGUGCCCAGUGCCCAGUGCCCAGUGCCCAGUGCCCAGUGCCCAGUGCCCAGUGCCCAGUGCCCAGUGCCCAGUGCCCAGUGCCCAGUGCCCAGUGCCCAGUGCCCAGUCUAG